AUGCACAUCAUAUCAAAGAAAGAAGGAAUUCAAAGAGCCUCCGGUUUGUCCAGUAUUGAUUAUAUUAUGACUCCAAGAUGGAUGUCGCUUGGGGAUGUUGAUACAUCAGGUAGUACAGUGGCUAGCACUGAACCAUCAGACUAUGUACGUGGUCUUGAUCAGAAAGCAAAACACUUGUCUCUGGGAAGAAAUAACAUUGUUUCAGAACCUGAAGAAGUGCUACACCCUCAACCACAUCAUGGAUCAUUCUGGCCAAGAACCAGGUCCAAAGCAAGGGCUGAUAGAAAUUCAGUUGGUAUAACGUCUACUAAUGACACACGGUCGUCUUGGGCAGCCCCAUCAAUGCACGAUAAGGAAGACAUUUCCUCAACAAUAUCAGACCCAGGACCUAUUUGGGACUGUGAACCAAAGUGGGACACAGGGCCAAAAUGGGAUAGUGAGCUAACUUGGGAGCCUGACCACCCCAUUGAACUCCCUAGACCACAAGAGGACAUGGGAAUUGGAGCACCGAUGGAACUUGUGCCAAAUUGGGAUGAUAAAUGGGUAGUUAGGAAAGGGCACUUUCUUGGUGUCCUAGUAUGCAACCAUUCAUGCAUGACAGUGCAAACUUUGACCUCCAGAGUUAUGUCUAAAGUACAAGAGGGUUCAUAG
Messenger RNA from Zea mays, 651 nucleotides. Its product is annotated as sphingoid long-chain bases kinase 1. Bases 1 to 651 code for a protein of 216 amino acids. Lineage: Eukaryota; Viridiplantae; Streptophyta; Magnoliopsida; Poales; Poaceae. The record is from RefSeq and is a predicted model, not a curated record. The transcript is spliced from 2 exons.